Messenger RNA from Emiliania huxleyi CCMP1516, 333 nucleotides. RefSeq lists its product as hypothetical. The transcript has a single exon. The record is from RefSeq and is a predicted model, not a curated record. Bases 1 to 333 code for a protein of 110 amino acids. NCBI's taxonomy places the organism in Eukaryota, Haptophyta, Isochrysidales, Noelaerhabdaceae.
AUGACUCACGCGCUCACGCGGCUGGCAGGGUUGACCGGCGCCUCUGCGAUUGGCGUCGCCGCCUAUGGCGCGCACGGCCUGAAGGUGGACGACCCACAGCGGAAAGUCGCGUUUGAGAAUGCUAACCGAUACCAUCUCAUCCACAGCGCCGUGCUACUGGCGUGUCCUUCUCAGAAGCGACCGAUGGUAACUGGGUCACUACUGGUCGUUGGCACGCUGCUCUUCUCCGGCUCCUGCUACGCUUACGCGCUCACGGGUGACCGAGAGAUGGGGAAGCUCGCGCCGGUCGGCGGAGUGUGUAUGAUGGCAGGCUGGGUCUCCUUCGUGGUGUGA